Molecule: messenger RNA, 522 nt
Organism: Nakaseomyces glabratus
Lineage: Eukaryota; Fungi; Ascomycota; Saccharomycetes; Saccharomycetales; Saccharomycetaceae
Gene: TMC1
Product: Tmc1p
Molecular function (GO): zinc ion binding
Source: RefSeq, a predicted model, not a curated record
AUGAACACUAAGGAAGAAGAAGUUAGAGUUGAGGAAGCUAAGAAAGGGACGCCUGAGAGAGUGGAAAGUAUAUUGAACGGCGAUCAAGAGGAGAACUCCAGCAUAACAUCUGGUGCUAGUCAUGGCAAGGUCACGCCGAUGCUCUUGAAGCAGCUAUCGUCGUCUUCAUUCAGGUCAAGCAUAUCUGAAUCAUCCAACACAUCCAUAACAUCUCUAGUGAGCACAACGGAAGCCAAGAGCCCGGGAAGCUCAGGAAGUUCGACUAGUACCAAAGUAGGCAAGAAAUCUAGUGGCUUGAAGAAGAAGAAGAAGAAGAACCAGUGCUACUUUGACAAAUGUACAAGUGUGGCUUCCAAGUUCGUCGGAGACUGCAAUUUCUGCAAGGGACAUUACUGUUCUAGACAUAGGCUCAUGGAAAACCAUGCCUGUGAGGGUCUAACCUCCUGUAAAGAGCAAAUGCAUCAGAGAAACGCAGAUAAAUUGGCCUCUGAACAGACGCAUACGAGGAAGAUUCAAAUCUAA